Molecule: messenger RNA, 7619 nt
Organism: Pomacea canaliculata
Lineage: Eukaryota; Metazoa; Mollusca; Gastropoda; Architaenioglossa; Ampullariidae
Product: neuron navigator 2-like
Exons: 7
Coding region: 4890-7586 (898 amino acids)
Biological process (GO): neurogenesis; nervous system development
Molecular function (GO): protein binding
Source: RefSeq, a predicted model, not a curated record
GGUGGGUGUGGUUGGCAAGUGGUAGGGGGGAGGUGUGACGAGUGACGUGCGGUCUGGAAAUCAGGGAAGAGGAGUGGGAGGAUGGAGAGGAAUCUCAAACCUCCGAGGCUGCUUGUAAACGGAGAGCCGAUCGAUUGGAGGGGAAAGGCAAGAUGCGGGGGAAACAGGAAAGGUGGAGGUAUAGAGGGGGAGGUAGGAUAACUGAUGAGUUUCCAUGAAGCAAAUGUCUUUGGGUGGGUAGUUGGAGGGGUGGCAAACGAAAGGCCUUCUCUGUCUCCGUCUAUCUGAUGUUGGUGUGUGUGGUCAUCAUUAAAAAAAUAUUACUUACCUUAUAAAAAAAUUCGUCGCACAAAGUAGGUGUAACUUAAAUUCUGAAAGAAUAAAUUAAUUUAUUGAACCACAUCGAUGCUUGAAUGAGCAAUUCUAUUACUGAAUAACAUUAUAAUUUUUGUUGAUGGUUUGAAAGAGGAGCAGAGGGAGGUAGGGAGGCUGGAGAAAGAGUGAGAGACUAUAAUCGCCGACGGCUUUAUUCGUUGAAUAUUGUGAAGAUGGAACUGGUAAGAAGACUCGGGAGGAAGAAUUGCUGGCGUUGGUGCUUGUGUGCCGGUGGCUGUGGAAACUGCUUGUCGUGCAAGUCUCCUCCGCAGCCGUCGAUUGAUGCCGUGGCUUCCACUCGCCGCCUCCGUCGCUUCGUCUGCUUUCGUCGCGGGUUGAGGUCCGCGCGCUGGUCGUGGUGCCGUGCGCUGGUGGAGGGGCUACGGCCACGGCGGCAGCAGCAGCUGUUGAUGCUGGCAUUGGUGUAGUAGUGUAGCAGUAGAGGUUCUAGCUGUAGGAUGGACGGUGGCAGCGCUGUGCUCGAGUGGGAUGACGCCAGCAGCGGACGUGACGCGCCAACUCAGCGAUAGUUGUGACGCGCGCGCGCGAACGUCAGACGUGACUUGGAUGUGACGCGACAACGCGACGUCAGAUGUUGGUUGCGACUAUCGCGUUGUUGAUGUAAGAGUGCGUUGGUGGUUUGAGAAUUCGAUUCAACAACAUCGUGGAUUUCAUCGAUUGCACGUGCGGGCCAGAGGGAUAACCCUGACACAACGGCGACAGAAAGGACGAUAAUCUGCGCGUGAUCAUCCAGGAUUAUCUUACCGACAACUCACAGUCACUGUCGUGCGCAUGUGCGUGUGUGUGUCUGUACAGCUGUGUUCUUGGACGUCAACUUCUCAACGUUGGACAUCUAUCUUUCCUCUUCUUUACAGUGUCAGGGUUUGUUGAACUUUCUGCUACUUGACCCUGCAUGUCUCAAGCAUUGACCUCCGCCAUUUUGAAGCUGGACCUUACGGUGUUCAUGCUGCUGCUGACGUGGCAGAUAAUUUAUUGGAAUAACAGAUGUUAAAAUUGACCAUUUUGAUACCACCCUGCCAUUACUACUCUCGUGAGUGAGCUUCUCAUGGUCCUCACUUGGCAACCACCUCCUCCUCUCGUCUUUGACGAGGGCGCAUAACUCCACGUGUCAAGAAAACUCUCCCGAUUGUGUUACAGAGGAUUCAAUGGGACACAUCUACACGUCUCCCCAGGACCUCGACCGGUCACCGGAUGAUUUUAACCGUUAAGAAUCGGUCUCGCAGACAGACCGGUCUGGUGGAGAAAGGAGGAUGAGAUGGAGGAAGGCAGAAAUCUAAGACAAACCAUUCUCCUCGCCAAUUUUUCAGGAGUCGUCGGCAAACAGACGGGGAUGUUGUUGGACGCCCUCAGACGCUGUGGCCGAGUUGUCUCCCCUUCGCACUCUUGGCGUUGGGGCUGUGAUGAUUGAAGUGAUUGGAAAUAGUCUGGAGGCGCGCCCUUUGACCUUUCGAAAGGUCUUUCGCUGGUGCUGAUUGCGACGGGAGGUUUGAGCGCGAGGAGUGUCGCGGGCGGUGUUUGCCGCACCGUUUGAUCGUUACAAAUGUGGAAACGUCACCGCUGCGGUUAAAAACGUCAUCGCGAUGCCGAAGAGCAAGAAGAGGCUAAAAAUGUCACCGCUUUGAUAUCAAGCGCCACAGAGAGGAUGGAAAUGUCCCAGGUUGAGCAGAAAGCACGUGACCGAGAUAACGAGGUGCAAGAAGAGGCCAGAAAUCUCUCGGCGUCGAGAACAAACGUCACGGAGUGAAUAGAAACGUCACAUGCGGUAGCGAAGAAGCUGCUUUGAUGUUGCCUUUCUUGGAAGACGCAAGAUCACGUGAUUUAUCCGUUAUGCGUGCGUGAGUGCAUGGGAGUGGGCGCUUGCGUAUGCGUGCUUGGACCUAGUUCAUUCUACGCAUCGUCGCACGUUUACCUGUUACGUUGUCGAGGGUGAUAGAGGGGGUUGAUAGAAAUAUCAACAGAUAUACGAUGAGGUUUGAACCUACAGCCGAACGUACCACUUGGAGAGAGGUGGAGGAAAACCUCGCUACUUCGUGCGGAAGAAAGAAGUAAACAAAAAAAUCCCCUCUUGUAUACAAACAUUUGUCUUCAUGAGACAAGCUUGAGUGAAUCGACAUGCUAAUAAAGAAAUAUGGAGGCGAUCCAAGUUUCCUAUCUUCACUACCCGCCAUCCACAAACAAAGCGAAACAAAAUAAGACAAAGCAACCCCACCUCUUCCACCAACGGGGAUGAAGCAUCCUCCCUACUGAUGAUCAGGUGCUGCAUGACUUCCAACUGAGGCAAACGAGGGAGUACCUGGGGUGGUGGUGGCUGAGAUACCUGUAAUCACUAACGGACACUAACGGCCAUGACAGCCCACGCACCUCGCAGAUGGUUCCACAUCCCUGACAGGCGGCUCGGGGUCAUUCCUUUCGGGAUCUCAUCCAGGCUCCCAAGUACAGUGGUGUGAUGGAGUCGGGAUGUUUCCCCCGUGUCCCACUCAAUAUAGGAGGAAAAAUUUACUUUUAUCGGCGUGAAGGGAAUCGAACUCUAAGGUCCACAGUUUGAAACAAUCUCAAUUUCCUUGCCGGUCAGUUAUUGAUUGCGGCGGACUAAGUGAAAAAGAAAACGAAUCCCAGUCGCUAUCUCACAGGAGUGUGAAGGAGUCCCAGGAGAGGUAUGACAGUUGUUCUUGCAAGUGUAUUGAUUAUGUGACAAGGACUGCGAGGUAGUUCGCUGUAUAAUCUGUCUUACAUAACUAAUUCCUCCUCUGCCCUCAAUUUUUCUGUCUUCCCAAGAGACCAGAUGCAACCUUGGGUCCGCAUGACAAUCAUGGAACAAAAAUUACAGUUGGUGUUCACCAGCGACAGAGAAGGCGCAGCAGAACAUUCUGGAAAGUCGUCUCCAUGGUGCAGCAAGUGUCGUAUUUUGAGGAAGGAUAUAUUUAGACACCACUCAUGUCAGGCAGCACGGUUACAGCACUUCUGGGAGCCUUCAUUAUUUUGUGGAGGCGAGAAAAAAAGAACUGGAACGUAGUCUUCAAAGCCAAUUACUGGCUGAGACCAGCACUAAACUGCUUGAUGGUCUUUCUUUAUGCCUCCAUCCCUGCAUAUCUCUCCUUCCCUACAGUGCAGGUUCGUGUAUUCCAACAGGAAAUAGUUGAUCAAAAUUUCUCCUCUCACAUAAAGUGGUUCAAAGGAAUCUGAAUGAAAUCGGAACCAUACAUAAUCUUGUGCACGGGGGACACGGAGACGUGUGUUCUUCAAAAUCCUCAUUCCAGUCCAAUAUUUGUUUAAAUGCGCCGGAGGAAAUAGAAUGUAGGAUGGAUCUUCCUGAAGUCAACUGGAUUGUUUGUUUGUACCAAACCCAUCAGAGAAGACCAAUAAGAAAAAAGAGACCGUCUGACAUCAAACUGUAUAAUCGAUGGUCAAAGAAAUUUUAGUUUAGCCAUCGAGAGUUGCUAUUGGUUGUUCUGAACACGCAGACAAUCAAAUAAUAUUUUUUAAUAAAGUAGAAGUACCAGCAACAAUGUCCUAAAAAAGCCAAAUGACCGUGGACUGUGUGAAGAAGUAAAUACUGAGGAAUAUGGAAUGGAACAUCAUUUCUCUUUAGACGGUCUGUCUCUCUGUCUGUUUGUUUUCAGUUUCCCGGGAAUCAACUUGUUUUUCAUCGGCGUGUGGCAGGAUCGCCAAGAAGCAUUUCCAACAUUUCUCUGUAGUGUUUGGCAGCCGUUCACUCACAGUUAGAGAAUUUAUUUAAGCAUUUACGGUUUCCAUUGAUCCUGCGAUUCAUGUCUAUGUGUGACAUUUUCUCCUCUCGCUGCCUCGGAGAUGCUGCACGAGACCUGAAAUGUCGGAACGAAAUCCGAGAAUGACGUAACCAUUAUCCGGGUAUUCUGAAGAAUUUUUUUUUUCCGGUUGCAACCUCGGCAGUUUUGCCAUUGACUCUGGCAAACCGAGACUGAGAAAGAGCUUCGACCUAUGAAUGGUUUAGAAGUGAGUGUGGUUGGCUCGUGAUCUUUCGGGAAGUACGUCCUUGAGGUUUUUUUCUCCGCCAUCUUGUGACAAAAGUGCACAGCUGUCUGCUGAGAUGUGGAAUAACCUAGCUCCACCGAUCAAUCAUAAACCUGUUUUCACUCCUGACAUUUUUCGCCCUGCACUGGGACACAGAGUAAACGAGUUUAGGCUCGAGUGUAAACCUCCUUUCUGUCUCUCCGAGGUCUUCAGGUCAGAAUGCUGGACACAGAUCCUAGUCCAGGAGGUCUGAACUUGUUGAAGAGAGUGACCGAAAAUAUUUGGAGCCUGCGUUUAGACUUGCAAAAACAUUUUGUAUGAUAAGUACAGAGUAUUUCUGGUUGUUAUUGGAAAUGUUUAAUAAGUGACACGUGACACGGUUAAAAGACCGAUUGACAGGAACUGAGGCAUGCGAGGGAGAGAAGGCAAACAGCGAUGUGACACGUGACCAAAGGGUAGAGGAGAAUGAGUUUGUGAGUGAACCCCGCUUCCAGAGGAGUACUAUGGCCACAGGCUCUGUGGCCCAGGCAAGGCCAGCAGGUACCCGGAUUCCAGUGGUUGGCAGCGCCAAGCCCACCACCCUGUCUGCAUCCUCCCUUCCCGUCCCGCAAACUGUUGGAAGCAAGAGCAAGAUAACGAUCUACACGGACUGGGCCAACCAUUACCUGGAGAAGGCGCGAAACAAAAAGUUCAUCACAGACCUGCAACACGACAUUGCAGAUGGCGUCCUCCUGGCGGAAGUCAUUGAAGCCGUCACGAACGAGAAGAUAAGGGACAUCAAGCCCAAGCCCAAGAACUCGGCACAGAUGGUGGAAAACAUCAACACUUGCCUGACAUUUUUAGCGGGGCUUGGAGUGAGUGUCGAGGGGCUGAGUGCCAAAGACAUCAAGGACGGCAACCUGAAAGCCAUUCUCGGGCUGUUCUUCAGCCUGUCCCGCUACAAGCAGCAGCAGAAGACGCAGCAGUCGCAGAAGCAGGGCGACAGGGAGCCGUCGUCCAAAGACCCUCAGCAGCCGCCGCCGCAACAGCAGCAGGUCAGCAUCCUGCGGUCGCAGUGCAGCACCGGAAGUAGCAGCGUUGCCAUUGACAGCGACCAGGCCGGCAGCGGCGGGAAAGCAGCGCAGCAGCUCAAUGGCGGGGAGAUGAUAUCAAGACUGCCGUCACCAUUCCGCCAGGGUCACGCGAGCAAGGGCGGGCCAGCAGCAGCAGCAGCAGCCAGCAGCACCCCGUGCAAGGAGACCGCCCUCAGCACCGCGCAGCUUAACGCUCGAAACAGCCGCGCCGCUGCCGCCGCCGCCACCGCAGCCGCGCCUGCUCCUGUCGCAAGCACAGGAGACAAGAGUCGAUCCCACGGCAACCAGCAGAACAACAAUGUCGCCGCGUGGAACACGGGCUCGUCUUUAGCUCCACCCCGAAGUUCCGCCCAAGGCAGCAGUGGAGUUCAGCCUCGAGCUACUUCGCCGGGUGCAGCACCGACCUCAGGAAUCCCUACGCCGGUCGGUCGCGGACGUCCUGGAUCAGGUGGCGACAAGCAGUCGAACCGCACCAGCGCCAGUUCCACGUCUUCCACAUCCUCGUCGAAAAGCUCGUCGUCUAAGCCCUCGACCUCCUCGUCUUCGUCCGGCAACAAGAACUCUAUGUUGGACAAGUUCAAGUUCUUCAACAAGGACAAGGACAAGAAGGGCGGGACCAAGAGCGCGUCCAAAGCCAGCAGCAGCUCUCGCUCCGAGGCUGAGUCGCGCGGAGGCAGUUGUGACGUCAAGUCCUCUGCCAGCGCGCCAAACUCCUCGCCGUCGGAGAGUUCCGCGUCGUUAGCUUCCACUGUCGAUGGCGCAUGCGCGCCUGCGUCAUCAACCGCCCCUGCUGGCAAGGGCUCCUCCUCGUCCUCCGCCAAGUCCGGGAAGAAGUCGUUGGUGCGGGCCUUCAGCACCAAACGUGAGCACAGCAGCAGUAGUGGCGGUGGAGUGUCUGGGCCUGGCGCCUUGUCACCCGAGGAGCACCUAAGGCAGGCCUCCCCCGCACCCUCCCCUGUCCCUCCUGGCCUCGUUCUCGCCUCGCCUUCGAGCAGCGCCUCCGUCUUGUCGGGUAGCUCGCCGGCCUUGGGCCGCAAAACCUCGAGUGCCUCGGGGAGCAAAGCAGAGCGAGGGGAUCCACGGCUGGGCCAGCCCAGCCCCACCCCGUCCAAAAAAGGCUCCAAACUGGGUAGCUUCAUUCCAACCUCCAAGCCCUCUUCGUCAGCAUCAUCGUCGGGGAAGGGGUCAAAGUCUUCCUCAGGGCCGCCGUUGGACAUUGUUGGCCUUCAGUCAUCAUCCUCCGCUCCCACUACCCCGUCUGUUCCUCCCCCGCCGCUGCCUUCUACCAUACCAACGGGGAUCCCCAAGCCUCAGGGGCGAUCAGGCGGAAGAGGGUCAAAAGAGGAGAAGAGAAGCGGAGGGUCCAGUUCCCGUGAACACAAGUCUCUAUUUGGAGGUCAGCCUGGUUCGGGGUCUCAGAGGGGUCUCUCGUCUAGUUCUUCCAAAACGUCUUUACAGCAACCGCAGCAGCAGCAGCAGCAGCAGGUGCAGGUGCCGUUGACGCAGCAGCAGCUGCAGCGGCAUCACCAACAGCUGCAACAGCUACAACUGCAGCAGCUCAAACAACAACAGCAGCAGCAGCACCAUCAUCAUCAGUCGCGUGGUCAACAUUACGAACAUAGUGGUUACCCAGAGCAACAACAGCAGCCGACAAGUCCAUCGUUCUCCACAUUCAGCUCUGUACCCGGCAACUUUCACAUCCCUGGGUAUGCGAACAUCUUCCAACAGCAGCAUCAACAGCAGCUCCAGCAACACUCCACCCCGACCUCACCCACCUCGUCACAGCCUUUACGGCUGCCUCCGAGCAACAGCAGCCACAGCGUGCAGAGCGGGCACGCGCGAGUGAACGUGCAAAGCCUGGACAGGGGGGAGGUGUUAGGGCCCGGCUCCAACGGCCACGCACGCAGCUUGGAGAGGCAUGCUAAGGAGUCCGCCAUGAGCCUCCACGACGUCUCCGACCGCAGCGCCUUCAGUCCUACCUCCUCCACCGCGGCCCACUACGUGCCGGUGACCAUCCCCGCCGCGGGGCUGGAGGGGCAUGGUAGGACCGGGCUGGGAGGAGUGGUGGUGAGAGAGGGGGCUCAGCGAGAGUCUCCCACACACCCCUUUGAUGUCCCCCAGCCCUAGCCGACAUGGGUCUCCCCCACGACGACAGCCAUC